Passer domesticus (house sparrow) is the source of this 2224-nucleotide messenger RNA. RefSeq names its product troponin C2, fast skeletal type (gene TNNC2). Gene Ontology annotation, cellular component: myosin II complex. The transcript has 6 exons. Lineage: Eukaryota; Metazoa; Chordata; Aves; Passeriformes; Passeridae. The coding region runs from base 1545 to 2027 and encodes 160 amino acids. The record is from RefSeq and is a predicted model, not a curated record. Gene Ontology annotation, molecular function: calcium ion binding.
CAGCCCCUGCCUAGGAACCGACCCCACCCUUCUCGGUCUCGGCUCCUCCGUCCGCUGUCCGGGAUGUCCUGGUGGGGCCGAGCUCCGGGUAUCUGCCCUGGGGCCGCAGGAGCCACACACUCCGGUGCUCGGCGCUGUGGUGUCCCAGCGUCUUGAUACCCCCAUACCCUGGCACCGCUGUGCCCUGACAGCCCGGUUCACCAACACCCCUGUAUCCUGCUUCCCCAGACUCGGGCUCCUGAUCCCACUGGGAUGUCCCCUGGGCCACCUUGGCACCCUGCCACCCCGGCCUCAGUCGGCCUCACCACGCGCCCCAUGGCCGGGCUGCACCUCCAGCACUCGCCCAGCCUUUUUUAGUGCCUGCCCGCUCACUCCUCACUGUUUCCUUGGGAAUGUCUAUAAAUAUCGAGGAAGCAGCCCAGCUGCUGCCAUCGCUCUGUCCACCGCUUGCUCACUGUGCCCUGUUCCAGCACCCUGCACCCCACCCGGGCUCAGAUGGGACCCCUGAACUUCCCUGGGCAGGGUGGGAGGCACCAGGGGCUGGACUUGUUCCCAGCUCCCACCUGGUGAGUGGGGGUCCCAGCAAAACCAGGAGCCAGAAAACCCCUGGGCAUCCCUGGCACUGGGAUCUUACGGGACAGAGAUCUGUCACCCUGACCCCACUGCAGCCCUGAGGCUCCGAGCACCACAGGGCAUGGGCCACUUGGCCAGUGCGUCCCCAGAGCCACCGGUCCCAGCCAGUCCUGGCAGCAGUGGCUGGCACGAGCUGUGCGUGUGAGGACUGAGUCUUCGAGGAGGCACCGGGCAUAAUUCCCACUCCUCAGAAGCACGAAAAGAUGGAGCCAUUUCCGGAAACAGGUGCCAGCAGCGCUGGGGACCCCAAACCGUGGGGCUCAUGCUCUAAAUCUCUCCAGGGAUUUUGUGCCCCAGGUUCCACGGGGGACCCCUUCCUUAUCUGGUUUGGGGGGCUGCAGCACUGCUCUGCCUGGGUCCCCUGGAGCAGAAAAUGGGGGUGCAGGGGGGCACACUGUGCUGGGGAAAACCGUCUGGGUAUUGGGAGCUUGGCGCAGGAAGAGCUGCAUUUUCAGGGGCCAGUGGGUGAUAGUCCAUGCCCCCUGAGCAGGGGGGACCCUGUCCCCCUUACCCGGGUGAUGCUGACGGCUCCAGGGCUAUUUUUAACCCCCUCAUUGCUGAGUUGCCUUGGAUGGGGGUGUUGGGGGUGGGCAGAGCUAAGCUCCUUCCACAGCUUUGAUCUCCCUCCUGAAGGGCUUGAAUUUCCAUCCCAGCCUCAUCCCCACGUUAAUCCCAGCCCUUGGCCAAUAAAGCUUUGGCUAAAUUAGGUAAAGGCGCCAGUUGCCAGUGAGAGGGGCUGGGUGCUGCCAGAGCGCUGAUAGGCUGAGGGGGCCAGGGGGCAGUAGCUGGAAGCACAUCCCACAGAGGAGACACUACAAAUUGGGGUGCCAGGGGCACCAGGAAGCUUCUGGGAGUUCCUGCUGCAGGAGCUGGUGGUUCUCUGUGGGAGGGAAGCACCAUAAAUUCCCAAGAUGACGGACCAGCAGGCAGAAGCCCGUGCCUUCCUCAGCGAGGAGAUGAUUGCGGAGUUCAAAGCCGCCUUCGACAUGUUUGAUGCCGAUGGCGGUGGAGACAUCAGCACCAAGGAGCUGGGGACGGUGAUGAGAAUGCUGGGCCAGAACCCCACCAAAGAGGAGUUGGAUGCCAUCAUUGAGGAGGUGGAUGAGGAUGGCAGCGGCACCAUCGACUUCGAGGAGUUCCUGGUCAUGAUGGUGCGCCAGAUGAAAGAGGAUGCCAAAGGAAAGUCUGAGGAGGAGCUGGCCAACUGCUUCCGCAUCUUUGACCGGAAUGCGGAUGGGUUCAUUGACAUUGAGGAGCUGGGUGAGAUCCUGAGAGCCACUGGAGAGCCUGUCACUGAUGAGGACAUAGAGGACAUGAUGAAGGACUCAGACAAGAACAAUGACGGUCGCAUCGACUUUGAUGAGUUCCUGAAGAUGAUGGAGGGCGUGCAGUAAGGGACCAGACAUUCCUCAGGCCAGCUGCUGCACCCAGCCCUGCUCCCCUGCUGUCCAGGGAGCAGCAGCUCCACAGCACCUGGCCCUCAGCACUGGCUGGGACCUUGCUCUGUGCCAGGGUCCUGGUCUCGUCUCACCACCGGCGGCUGAGCUUUUCCUCCCAUCUGUCACCUGUGGCCUUGAUUUGAGCCUCAAUU